Molecule: messenger RNA, 387 nt
Organism: Sceloporus undulatus (fence lizard)
Lineage: Eukaryota; Metazoa; Chordata; Lepidosauria; Squamata; Phrynosomatidae
Product: tropomyosin alpha-3 chain-like
Exons: 1
Biological process (GO): muscle contraction; actin filament organization
Cellular component (GO): actin filament
Molecular function (GO): actin filament binding
Source: RefSeq, a predicted model, not a curated record
GCCAUGGCUGGAGUGAUCACCACUGAGGCAUCUAAGUGCAAGAUCCAGGUGCUGCAGCAGCAUGCCGACAAGGCCGAUGAGAGAGCUGAGAGGCUGGAGAGGGAGGUCGAGGCCGAGCACUGCGCCCGCAAACAGGCUGAGGCAGAAGUGGCAUCCCUAAAUCAGCACAUUCAACUAGUUGAGGAAGAGCUGGACCAGGCCCAGGAGCACCUUGCUGCAGCCUUGCAAAAGUUGGAGAAAGUCAAGAAAGCUGAAGAUGAGUGUGAAUGGACCGUGAAGUCUAUUGAGAACAGAGCCCUGAAGCAUGAAGAGAAGAUGGACCUGCCAGAGAUCAAGCUCAAUGAAACCAAUCACAUCAAUGAACAGGCUAACCAAAAAUAUGAAAAA